Molecule: messenger RNA, 3126 nt
Organism: Symphalangus syndactylus (siamang)
Lineage: Eukaryota; Metazoa; Chordata; Mammalia; Primates; Hylobatidae
Product: USP6 N-terminal-like protein
Biological process (GO): regulation of GTPase activity
Molecular function (GO): small GTPase binding; GTPase activator activity
Source: RefSeq, a predicted model, not a curated record
CGCCGGGGAACUUCCUGGUUCCCGGGCUCGGCUUUGCCGGGAUCCUCUUGGAAGGGAAACAAUGGGGCUGAGGGCACUGUGGUAGCUGCCGCCGCGCCGCGCAGGACCUGCUCGGCCGCCCGGGACCGCCCGCUCUGCCCGCUGCCCACAGCCUCGCAGUCGGGACCGUACUGAGGACAUGUAUUCCUCUGAGAAACCUUAGACAGCAGAUUUUGGUUUAAUAUCUGAUUGGGACAACAUUCAGAGCCAUUUGCAGUCAUGAAUUCAGACCAGGAUGUAGCACUCAAACUUGCCCAGGAGCGAGCCGAAAUAGUUGCUAAAUAUGACAGAGGACGAGAAGGUGCAGAGAUUGAACCUUGGGCAGAUGCUGAUUACCUUGUUUACAAAGUCAUGGAUAGAUUUGGAUUUUUACAAGAGGUGGAGCUCCCAGGUCAUAAUGCGGCUGUGGAACGGCAAAAGCACCUGGAAAUUGAAAGAACUACCAAAUGGCUGAAAAUGCUGAAAGGAUGGGAAAAACACAAGAACACUGAAAAGUUUCAUAGGCGAAUUUACAAAGGAAUACCACUCCAGCUCAGAGGUGAAGUCUGGGCCCUCCUUCUUGAGAUCCCUAAAAUGAAAGAAGAAACAAGGGACCUGUAUAGUAAAUUAAAACACAGAGCACGGGGCCGUUCACCUGACAUCAGACAAAUAGACCUGGAUGUCAACCGCACAUUUCGGGACCACAUUAUGUUUAGAGACAGAUAUGGUGUUAAGCAACAGUCCUUAUUCCAUGUUUUUGCUGCCUAUUCUAUUUAUAAUACGGAAGUCGGGUAUUGUCAGGGGAUGAGCCAGAUCACAGCUUUACUCCUCAUGUAUAUGAACGAGGAAGACGCCUUCUGGGCCCUGGUCAAACUCUUCUCAGGCCCUAAACAUGCCAUGCAUGGCUGUUUUGUCCAAGGUUUUCCUAAAUUGAGGUUUCAAGAACAUCAUGAAAAAAUACUGAACAAAUUUCUGUCCAAGCUUAAGCAACACUUGGAUUCUCAAGAAAUCUACACAAGUUUUUACACAAUGAAAUGGUUUUUUCAGUGUUUCCUUAAUCGCACUCCCUUUACACUAAACCUCAGAAUAUGGGAUAUCUACAUCUUUGAAGGAGAACGAGUUCUUACUGCUAUGUCUUACACAAUCUUAAAAUUACACAAAAAACAUCUAAUGAAAUUGUCCAUGGAAGAACUUGUAGAAUUUUUUCAGGAGACCCUGGCAAAGGAUUUUUUCUUUGAAGAUGAUUUUGUGAUAGAGCAACUUCAGAUUUCUAUGGCAGAACUAAAGUGGGCAAAGUUAGACCUUCCAGAACCUGGUAAAGAGGAUGAAUAUCCAAAGAAGCCCUUGGGGCAGCUUCCACCUGAACUUCAGUCUUGGGGCGUCCAUCACUUGAGCAACGGACAGAGGAGCGUGGGCCGGCCGAGCCCGCGGGCCAGCGGCAGGAGGGAGAGCGGGGCGUCCCACAGGAGGCACGAGCACUCCCCGCACCCCCAGAGCAGGACCGGGAGGCCCGGGAGAGCGCAGCCGCCAAGACGGAAAUCGGUGGAGGAGGAGAGCAAAAAGCUUAAAGAUGAGGCAGAUGUUCAAAGAAAACUCCCAUCAGGUCCACAGGACAGUUCCAGACAAUAUAAUCACGCAGCUGCCAACCAAAAUAGCAACGCCGCUUCAAAUAUCAGGAAGGAAUUUGUGCCCAAAUGGAAUAAACCCUCAGACGUCUCAGCUACGGAGAGAACUGCCAAAUGCACCAUGGACGGCAAAGGUCGAGCAGCGCACCCCACGCUCGCACUCACCGCCCCAGGCCCUGCCGAGGUGCGGGUGUCAAACGUGCGGCCAAAGAUGAAGGCCCUGGAUGCUGAGGACGGGAAGCGGGGCUCCACCGCAUCCCAGUGCGACAACAGGCCGGGCGCGGAGCUGAACAGCGGCGCUUUGGAGGAGGCGCUGGAAAGGGCUUCCCAGAGCCCGCGGCAUGCCCUUUACCCUCCCAGCCCGAGAAAGCACGCUGAGCCAAGUUGCAGUCCAUCAAAAGUAUCCAACAAGUUUGCUUUUAAAGUACAGCCUCCAAGUCAUGCACGAUAUCCGUCCCAGCUAGAUGGGGAAGCCCGAGGGCUAGCUCAUCCCCCCUCCUACAGCAAUCCCCACGUUUACCAGGGAAACUCUCCCAAACACUUCCCUCCUGCCGACAGCAGCUUUGCUUCUCCACAGUUUAGCCCCGGGACUCAGCUGAAUCCUUCCAGGAGACCUCAUGGUUCUACUCUUUCCGUCAGUGCUUCUCUGGAGAAAUCUUACAGCCGCCCAAGCCCCCUUGUACUGCCGUCUAGUGGAAUAGAAGUCCUCCCUGUUGACACUGGUGCUGGGGGAUAUUCGGGCAAUUCAGGGUCAUCAAAGAAUGGAAAAUUGAUCAUUCCGCCAGUGGAUUAUUUGCCAGAUAACAGAACAUGGUCAGAAGUUAGUUAUACACACAGACCUGAGACGCAGGGACAAUCAUGGACCCGAGAUGCUAGACGUGGCAAUUUACCAAAAUACUCAGCCUUUCAACACGCACCCUUUCAGGACCAUGGCCUCCCUGCAGUUUCUGUAGAUAGUCCCGUGAGGUAGAAAGCUUCACCGGCUGCAGAAGAUGCCAGUCCAUCUGGGUAUCCAUAUUCAGGGCCCCCGCCUCCAGCCUACCACUACAGGAAUAGGGACGGGCUUUCCAUCCAAGAGUCAGUGUUGCUGUGAGAUGUGAUGUGUACUUGCUAAAGACAAGAGAGAGAAACCACAUGAAACCUACAUUGCUAUGUUCAUAAUUGCCAAAGCAGAAUUUAUACUAUUGUAAACAACUCGCGCAUCUCUCCUGUCUGUCAGUAAUAAGAGUACAGGGAAAUGUCUUCAGCCCCACGUAGAUGCUGCUUAAGAUGAGCAUUACAACUGCAUCAUCACUGACCUGUUAGAAUUUAACCCGGAAACAUAGCAAUAGCAUUUAGGGAUGCACGCACAAUGGUAAUUUAUUACUCAGUUCCGUUUAUGUUUUUCUCCAAAACCUGAACAUUUUUACUCUGUUGGCUCAUUCUAUUUUGACUAAUGUUACAAAGUACUGAAAAAACUGUAGAAUAGAUAUUUUUAACGCUA